AUGCGUUCGUUAGACACCUUGACACAUGUUUAUCAUGACCCUCGCCCCGGACCCUCGCCCACACGAGAAGCAAUGGACGAGCAGAGCUAUGGCAAUGAGAUCGCUGUUCGGGAAGAAGGCGCGUGUCAUUCUGCUGAGGAAAUACCAAUUUCGAUACAGUCAAGUGAUGGCGAUGUGCCUACAACUCUUUCCCUCGGCCAGGGCUUUUCGACAUUAGCUGACAUGACUGAGGGCUUGCCUGAGGAAGUCUUGCCUCAUUUGGCGGGCUUGGAGCUGAUGUCUCUGCAGCCUGGGUCGAGCGUCGUCGAAGUGAGCGCUGACGGAAAGAGCUCCAUGGAAUGUGUCAUGCAGCAAGUCUCGGUCCAAGUUCAAUCACAAAAAUUUGAGCUUGAAGGUGAAAGUUCUGGCUCAGCGAAGAAUCAAGGCUAUAAUGCCUUACAUGCGGCCAUUCUGUACUCAGACAACCCCAAGAUUGCGCAAGAUCUCAUAGACGUCGGAUAUGACGUCAACCUAACCUCGACAGUCUCGAAAGAGACGGCCUUGCAUGUUGCUCUAAAGGCAAAGAGGGAAUACCAAGUGAUUUACGUCGACAGGCUUCUGAAGGCUGGUUGUGAUGUAGGGGUUAAGGAUUGCAGCGGAAAUACUGUCCUACACAUAUGUAAACACACUGACCUGCUUUCUAAACUGAUCAAGGUUUCUGACCACGGAGUGUUUGAGACGCGUAACGUGAACGGCUACACACCCCUGCACUCUGCAAUAGAUUGUGGUCACAACGAAGCAGUUGACCACAUGCUCAAUAAAAAUGUAGAUCCCAACAUAGCAGACCGUGAUGGGAACAAUGCGCUGCAUCUCGCAUCGAGGGACGAACUUACGGCAGACUCUCUAGAAUGGAUGGAAUGGUCACAACAAGACCUAGAUGACAAAUGGAAGUCAGUUAUUCCCCACUUGACAAUGGGGACGGGCCUGUCAAAGGCAACAUACAAGCGCCUUCUGACUCGGAUGCACGAUAUUGACACUCAGAAUAAUGCAUACCGCACGGCACUCCACAUUGCCGUGGAGCACAACUGUCUUAGAGCUGUGACGCUUCUAUUAGAAGCUAACGCUAACGCAUUCGAAAUCCCUGACGCAGAUGGAAACUCGGCCUACGACCUAGCUUGCUCGAAAAAGGAUAUUGCGCCGGAAAUAAUAGGAUUGCUCUGA
This is a messenger RNA of Lineus longissimus, 1200 nucleotides long. Its product is annotated as ankyrin-3-like. The record is from RefSeq and is a predicted model, not a curated record. Gene Ontology annotation, molecular function: protein binding. The transcript has 4 exons. Lineage: Eukaryota; Metazoa; Nemertea; Pilidiophora; Heteronemertea; Lineidae. The coding region runs from base 1 to 1200 and encodes 399 amino acids.